AUUGUUUCUUCUUCUUCUUCCAACUGCGGUCGCAUGGCCCGGCAAUUGUUGCUUUAAUUCUUGGCGAUUUCCCAAAUUAUGACCAUAAACAAAUUAAAGUCGCACAUACUGAAAGAAAUGCAGCUUAGUUUCAGGCUUACCGAAGAGCGCGAGAUGUCCUCCGGCCGCAAGAGGCCUGGAAAACCAGUUCGUCCACCUGUGGCUUCUAAACAGAAGGCGGGACCAACAGCUCCCCGUGCUCCCACAGAGAUGUUGAAAACUAAAAGCAAAAAAUGGAUUUGGAAGCUCCCCAGAACUCCAAGGGGCAAACACGGAACGUGGAAUCCUUCCAGAAAGCCAAGCCGAGAUCUAAUAAGAAAGCUGCUCAAAAGAGACCUAUCCCUAACGAAGAUACCAAGUCUGAGACUUUUCCGUCUGAAAAGAAGCAAAAGAAGGAUGGUGGUGCAGAUAGUGGGGUGUAGCUUUGAAGACCAAACAUCUAGUGAAGGCUCCUUUGAGGAUUUCGAGGAUAAUUUUGAUUUCGACGAAGAUGUCGAGUUAGAGGCUGAAGAGGAAGAUGAAGGCGGCUUUGAGGCGAAUUCAGAGGACGACCGGUUUGAAAAAGCAAGCAGUUCUAAGGAGUUCGAUGGCUUUGAGGGCGAAGACGAGGACUUCUUCAGAGCUCCUAUGAUUUUUAAGGUGUCCAAAAAUAGUCGGAUCAAAGGGACAACCUUUCAAGCUCCUAUUAAAAAUGCUAAGGAAAGUCCUCUGAAUUUUUUACAAGGCGAUUGUCAAGCUUCUGUCCACAAAAUUUUGGUCUUUGAAUCAAAUGCCCUGGCCGAAUUGGAGAACGUUGAAACAGAUGAUGAGUACGUUCCUCGAAAUAGCGAAGACUUGGAAUCUGAAGAUUUUGACAGUGAAGAUACGGAAAGUGAGGACUUUGACAGCGAAGACUAUGAGAGUGGAGACAGCAAAGACUAUGAGAGUGGAGACAGCGAAGACUAUGAGAGUGGAGACAUCGAAGACUUUGACGAUGAAGACAGUGAGGAUUCCGAAAGUGAUUUCAAAGACAGCGAUGAUUUCGGCAGUGAUAUCUUUGAUAGCGACGACCUUGACUCCACAUAUGAACCACCCAUUAUUGAAGGUUUCUUUGAUGAUCCACCGUCACAUUUGCAAAAAGAACCCCUGAUUAUUGAAGAAAUAUUGAUGAACACCCUGCGGCACAAAAAGGAUGAGACUGUGGAAGAAAAGAUUGUAGAGGAGAUAAUUGUUUCAAAAGAGGACAAAGUUGAAGAGCCCGAAGUUACGGUAGAAGCUGAAGUCAAACCCAGGGAAUUGCCUACAGAUACUACUACUACAGAACCGAACCAAAGUCCUCACUCAAAUGAGACACCCUUUUAUAGAAAUCCGCAAGCCACUCCCACAGAGCUCAGCGUUUUCGAGAAUAGUCUCAAGAGCAACUACGUCCUGGCUGUGAUUAAGGAGAACAUUGAGCUGUAUGGAACAUUGGUGCUGACUCUGCUGAGUGGUCAAAUCUCAGUGAAUGGUCACAAAGCCGGCAGGCAGGAACCACUAACUAUUUAUUCACUAAAAGGUCUUCCUUGGGUGUCCGUUUCACCGACCAAAACCAAAAAACCCUCUAAGGAUGAGGUGAAUUGGGUUGAAUUGAAUGAGAACUUUACACGGGCACAGCUGGACAGGAUUCAGGGAAGCUUCCAGAGUCAGACAGAUGCCAUUGUGCUGUUGCAACGAAAUGCCGGUGCCCAAAGCCUCCUCGAGACCUUUGGUAAACACAUGGCUCAGAAUGUGUUCCCGCUGCUAAACACCUCAAAUAGGCCAUACCAUCAGAGCGAAUCCCUGCUGCAGUGUCUCAUUCAAAGCUCCGAUCUGAGUCGCACGCUCCUAGUGCCGCAGGUUUGGAACAAGUUGAAGAUACAACCCAAUAGUCGUAUAAUUAUAGCAGGUGGAAAGGGCGUUGGAAAGUCAAGUUUGCUGCGUUACCUCAUCAACCGGAAUCUGGCCCAGCUGCCGUCUUUCUUGCUCGUCGAUUUGGAUAUUGGGCAGCCUGAGGUUUUUGUUCCGCAGACUGUGUCGUGUACUCUCAUCGAUGGACCAAUCCUGGGUCCGGGAUUUUUGCUGAAUAAACAACCGGAUUGCGCCUACGUCGUCGGCCACACCAAUAUAGUCAUGUGCGCGGAACAAUAUGCUAGGGCAGUCAUCCAGUUGAUCCAGCAUAUCGAGAAGGAUCGCAAGUACGAAAAUAUUCCCUGGCUAAUUAACACAAUGGGUUACAACAAAGGCUUUGGAACUGAACUGAUGGCCCUGCUGGUGGACCGCAUCCGACCCACGGACUUGAUACAGAUUACCAGUCCAAUACCGAUCAACAACUUUGAUUCACCUCUUGAACGGAGCAGUCUCUCUCAGUGCAAGCCCAUUAUUUAUACCGCGGAUGAAUUUCUGGUGAAGGAUAUUCCAAAAUAUACGCUCCACAAGCUGAUGAGUGCUGUGCCGCCCAAGGAGCGGGGAACAUGGAGUUUGAGUGCCAAGGAUAUGCGGUAUUCCAACCUUUUGGCCCGCCUUAGUUCAUGUCUCACGGGAAAUGCCAAAUCAUUGGCAGAUUGCCAGACCCUUGGAGUGCCUUUAGACGCACUAAAGAUCCAGCAUCCAACCUGCGGAGAUUACACGCGUGAAGAACUGGUCAAUGGUAUGGAGGCCAAUGUGGUGUAUCUGUGCCACCAAGAGGGCGAUGGCUUGCCGCAGUGUUUGGGAAUAGGAGUUGUUCGCGCCAUUGACUACGAAAACCAGCGACUGUUUCUCAUUCCAGCAAUGCCCCUACAGCGUAUGUCCCUUGUGAAUAGUCUCAUACCCGGCGGAGAACUUACCUUGCCACAGGGAUAUUUUCGAGAUCAGGGUCAAGGAGUUUCUAGCACCGUACCUUUCGUAUUCAUCCUGGACGAUUCCAAGUCCUCGAAGAGCAUACAGCAGAUCUACCAUCGACAACCAGCCUUCCUGGGAGUGCCAGCAAAUCAGAGGAACGGAAAUUAAGCCGGGUACCGGUACAAUCACGCUAGUCGUAUUGACAUUGUUUUGUAAAUAAAGAAAGGUUUAUUAAAUCAA
This is a messenger RNA of Drosophila serrata, 3096 nucleotides long. RefSeq names its product polynucleotide 5'-hydroxyl-kinase Nol9. Lineage: Eukaryota; Metazoa; Arthropoda; Insecta; Diptera; Drosophilidae. Gene Ontology annotation, molecular function: polynucleotide 5'-hydroxyl-kinase activity. The record is from RefSeq and is a predicted model, not a curated record. Gene Ontology annotation, cellular component: nucleus. Gene Ontology annotation, biological process: cleavage in ITS2 between 5.8S rRNA and LSU-rRNA of tricistronic rRNA transcript (SSU-rRNA, 5.8S rRNA, LSU-rRNA).